GAAACCAUCUCCUCUCUGCCUGCGCUGGCACUGGCUGCGCCUGCGAAGCUGCAAACCAGCUAACUCGCUUCGCGGCGAGUCCAGCCCUUUCCUGCGUGCAGAUCCCUCCCAGGUUUUGCCUGCCUCUUCCCCUGCUCCCCAUCUGCUGCAAAGUGGCCUUGGAUCAGGCCGGGAAAGUCUCUGCUGGGCGCCGAGGUGCUGCGCGAGGAGAGGGGACGCCCGUCUCCGGGUGGCGGUCGCGGUCAUGAUCCCGCUCCCCAUCGUGCGGGUGCCUCUGUCCUUCCUGCCCACGCUGCUCUGCUGCUCGGCCGCCAGCCUCCUGCUGCUGCUGCGAUGGCGACGGCGAAAGGGGCUCUGGAGGAAGGUGAAGGAGGCUCGGCAGAGGCACGACCGGGGCUUGGAGCAGAUGGAGAAGGUUGCGCUGGGCUUUCGGAAGCAGCAUCCCUCUGUGGACACGGUCUCCAUCCUCUCUUUGCCCUUGCCGGAGCUCUCUAAGAAACUCCACGAUGGAUCUCUCCCUCCGGAGCAGGUCUUCUAUGCCUACGUGGGCAAGGCCCUGCAAGUCACCAGAGAGACCAACUGCAUCACGGACUACCUGUGGGAAAGUGAGACCCAGAUCCAGCAAGCAGCGCGGCCAGAGCAGCCAGGUUUGCUCUACGGGGUGCCCGUCAGCAUCAAGGACUCCAUCAACUGCCAGGGCUAUGACUCCACAGUAGGGUUUGUAAGUAACCUCAAUAACCCUGCGGCAGAGGACAGCGUGCUGGUGCAGGUGCUGAAGAGGCAGGGGGCAGUUCCCUUUGUGAAAACCAACGUUCCCCAGUCCCUCAUCAGCUAUGACUGCGAGAACUUAAUCUUUGGCCAGACAUUCAGUCCUCUGCUCUACACCAGAACCCCUGGAGGCUCCUCUGGUGGAGAAGGGGCACUCAUAGGAGCAGGUGGAUCCAUCUUGGGCUUCGGGACAGAUCUUGGAGGGAGUCUGCGUUUGCCCGCUGCCUUCUGUGGGAUCUGUGCACUCAAACCCACCGGGAACAGACUCAGCAAGAAAGGAAUCAUUUCUGGUAUCGCUGGGCAGAAGUCAGUGGUUGCAGCAGUGGGGCCGAUGGCAAAAGACGUGGAGAGCCUGGCGCUGAGUAUGCGGGCACUGCUGUGCGAGGACAUGUUCAGCCUGGACAGCACAGUGCCCCCUCUUCCCUUCAAGGAAGAGGUGUAUUCUAGCACACGGCCGCUCCGCAUAGGCUACUAUGAAACAGAUUUCUUCACCAUGCCAAGCCCUGCCAUGAGACGUGCGGUUCGGGAGACAAAGCAACUUUUGGAGGAUGCUGGUCACACGCUGGUGCCCUUCAAAGUCGAUAACAUCAACUACUUCAUUUUUAACUUAUGUAUGAGAGGACUGUUUGCAGAUGGAGGUGCCUCGUUUUUGAAGAAAUUCAAAGGAGAACUGGAAGAAAAGAGCAUGAGGCUGUUCUUAUGGUUGUCGAGGACACCAGACUGGCUAAAAACUCUCCUGUCCUGGAUUACCAAACCCUUUAUGCCUCGAUUGUCAGGUGUCAUAAGAAGCAUGAGAGUAAACACAGUGGAAGACCUCUGGAGUCUUCACCAUGAGAUUGAGGAGUCUCGCAACAAGUUCAUCACCCAGUGGAAAAAGCUGAAUCUAGACGUCAUGCUUUGCCCUGUGCUGGGUCCUGCUCUUCCUAUCGGCUACCCCAGGAAGCUUUCAGUGGCAGUCAGUUACACCAUCCUGUAUAACUGCUUGGACUUCCCCGCCGGGGUGGUCCCUGUCACUACUGUGACAGAUGAGGAUGAGGAGGAGCUGAAGGGCUACAAAGGGCACUUCCAGGACUGGUGGGACUGGACCCUGGCGAAGGGCUUUCGCGGCAGCGUGGGGCUGCCCGUGGCCGUCCAGUGCGUGGCGUUGCCGUGGCAGGAGGAGCUGUGCCUCCGGCUCAUGAGGGAAGUGGAGAGGCUCGCCCAAGAGAAACACAAACUCUUCUGAGAGCGGCAUCCGAGUGGCACCUACCAGCCCUAACGGCAGGACAAGCCCUU
This is a messenger RNA of Struthio camelus australis, 2043 nucleotides long. Its product is annotated as fatty-acid amide hydrolase 1. Gene Ontology annotation, biological process: fatty acid catabolic process. Gene Ontology annotation, molecular function: fatty acid amide hydrolase activity; amidase activity. The record is from RefSeq and is a predicted model, not a curated record. NCBI's taxonomy places the organism in Eukaryota, Metazoa, Chordata, Aves, Struthioniformes, Struthionidae.